AUGUCUAGAUUCACCAUGGGCAAUACACCCUCGAAAGUCGGGACGAUCAAGACGUCUUUGGAUUUCGAAGAUGAUGUUGAGUUCGUCGCUGGCAGGGAUGCGUUUGAGGAUGAUCUUGAUUUCAUUGCUGAUGAGGCGUGGGUUAGGGAAGCGACCGGUGGAACUGGUGGGUAUAGGAAGGGUGUGAGUUCUACGGCUGGGGAUUCUGAGAAGGUGGUUGUUGGAGCUGCGAGAUCUGACGCUGCUGGAGGAAGUAAAGAUGAGAGUGCUGGAGCUGUCAUAUCUGAUAUUACAGGAAAUUACAAGAACGCCAGUACUUCAUAUAUCAAAGGUCCAACGCUCGAAGAGACCGAAGCCGUUACAGCUCAGCUGCAGCAUCUCGUCGAUAACCUGAGCGUCAGCCAACCUCCUUCCAGCCCCGAAGUAACUCGUAACGGACAAGGUUUGAGCUUUACCUGCUACUCAAGCCCUGAGCUUUCUGCUGUUGAGCACGAUAGUGUGGACAGAGUUAUGGGUUUAGUCCUAAAUGGAGGAAAGAAAGGCUCUUCUCAACAAGCAGCGAAGAAUAGGGAAUCGUCUGGCUCUGCUAGUGAUCCUAAAAACGCGAGUACUGACUUUCCGAAACUCCGUGGUGCUCAACGUCCUAAGGGGAUUGCUGGACCUGCUGAAUUUAACAGUACUGGAAAUACCAAGACUCCACACAUUCCGAGGGUUGAGUCUGUCAAUCGAGAGGGAAAUUCAAUUCCUGCGCCUGUUCGUCAGGUGGCAACAGAAGCAAUGAAAUCACAACAAUCGCCUAAAGAGACUGCCGGAGCAGGGAAAAGCUCUUCUCAACAGGCUGCAAAGAAUGCGCAGUCGUCUACGAAGGCUUCGGAGGCGAAGAGGAGGAAUAAGAGGGGGAGGAAGUGA
Messenger RNA from Glarea lozoyensis ATCC 20868, 909 nucleotides. RefSeq lists its product as uncharacterized. The transcript has a single exon. Bases 1 to 909 code for a protein of 302 amino acids. The record is from RefSeq and is a predicted model, not a curated record. Lineage: Eukaryota; Fungi; Ascomycota; Leotiomycetes; Helotiales; Helotiaceae.